AGGUUAGCUAACUAGCCUAUAUGAAGUCAUUUGCAUUUCGCUAUCCUGCUUGGAUAGUUCGGCAGUAGUACCCAUUUACAUUUUGGCAUAGGUGUGACGUCAAAUACCACAAGCAGGCAAAUUCAUAGCCUGUAGAAAAACUGCGCAGUAUCUUAACGUUACAUAGUUUUGAUAACGUUAGGUUACAGCAAAAAGUAACUUAAUGGCAAAGGAAAAGCAGCAGCACAUCAUUUACUGUGCAGCAGGAACUAAUUUACUACCUGUAGCAAAUAGUAGCAAACGUAACUGCUACCUGUAAACAAAACGCGGUAGAGCCGAGGUAAAUGUGGCAUUGAAAUUGACCGUCAUGAAAGUUUACGGUGCAACAAUUUACAAUGGAUAUCGCUACACAUAACCUAUUUGUCGAUAGCUCAUGCAUAUGACAUGCAGAUCUAAAACCUAAUGCAUUAUGAAGGGCGCUCCUCCUUGGCAAUGCUUUGGGAGGAAUUGUUUUGACUUUAAUUCAAAUAUUUUUCAGUAACUUCUCAGCAAUAUGACAUGCACGUCUGAAUGAAACUGCAUUAUAAAAGAUAGCCUAUAGCUUCUUGAUUAUAUUACAGCAAUUUGUUUUUGUAAACAGUGUGGAUUAAAAAAAAAAUAUUUUUUUAUAACUAAUUAUCAACAGCUUUCCAUCCACAUGAGAUACAGACGUAAAACCAAGUGCAUUAUAAAGGCUGGCUCGUCGCUAGAGGCUCUGGCUAUCAGGCCAAAGGGGGGCCUUUUGGUUGAGCAGCAGUUGGCACUGAAGAACAAGCUGGACGAGGUUCUCCGCUGUGUGGCCUGCCUGCGGGCUGAGGUCGGCUCUCUUCGGGGUGAUCUACAGGACGUCGCUGCACAUAUUGUCCAGGACGUCAAGAAAGGCCUGGAGGAGAGCCAGAAGGUGGCACGGCGACGGAGACCCCCGCCACGUGAGCGCGCCGACUCGGCGAGCUCCAGCUCCGUCUACUUCACCGCCCGCAGUCGCUGCGACGAGGAGAGCGAGGGCGGGUACACCACAGCCAACGGGGAGUCCGACUACUACGGCGAGGCAGUAGAGGAGGUGAAGAAGGAUACGGAGGACGAGGAAGACGAGGAUGGGAGCCACGUCACGGAGUGCACGCUGAGGCGGGACUCCAGCGGUGCGGAGACGGAGGAGGAGGAGUUCUCGGACGCCGAGUCGCCAGGCGAUGCUGAGGCCCCGCUUCCAUCCCGGAGCAGUGCCGUGCCCUCGGGCGGGCCCCAGGAUGAAGGGCAGGGGCCCCAGGAUGAAGAGCAGCGGCCCCAGCCAUGCUGCCCCAACCCGGGCGUGGAUGUAGACAGCACCAGCCCAGAAGCACUGAAGGCAGCGAAGGAUGGGAAAGGAGCUCUCGUUUCUUGAGGGAAACAAUAGAGCCACGCACAGGCCCGGGCAGAGAGUUUCCACUCGUCGCUCAGCAAGAACAGUCCCCGCCCCCUGCAUGCCUUGUUCUGCUGCACCCCAGUGGAAACUGUAGGAAUGACUUGUUUGGGACCAGUCUGACUUCUGUCUGGAAUGUGCGCCAGUUGACGGGGGAGAGAGUCCUUAUUUGCAGCCUGUUCACUGUGUCUGACGUGCGCCACGAUUUUCCUGACCUCUUUCUUAUUUCCGGGCAUAAUAUGAAAAUUGCACCACGCUUGAGCCUGUUUUCAUUAAGAAGCUGAGCAAAGCAUUUUUUGGUGCCAUUUUAAAAUCUACAUUUCUUAAUUCUCCAUAUGAAGUUGCAUAUGGAAAGAAAGGUGAAUGAAAGGGACAGAUUCAGUCUAACCACAGAUUGUAAUUGAAUAUUUUUAUAUUCUCUUACUUUAAGCAGUUGGUAUUUUUAUGGUGUGCAUUAUUGGUAAGGCUCACCAACAUGUCUUAAGGCACCUACUUGUUAGAUUGAGUCUGGGUCAAUCUCAUAAUUGAAUGACUUCCACUGCACUUUUUAGGGCGAGCAAACCAAAAAAAAAAAACAUUACAAUUCCGCAGUUGUUGGCAUUCCACAUCCGUGCUUUCAAAUGAAUUUCAGGGUUUUCUGCCAUUUGUUUUCACAAUGCACUUUGUUUUGCACUACUAAUUAAAGUAGCAUGUUUUGUUGGCCUGUAAAAUAUAUAUUUUGUUCUUGACCAAAUUUUAGCUUGAACUUUAGCUUUACAGUACCUGCAGUUUUGCGAAAUGGGCAGCUAUAUUCUCAUUUUAUUUCUGUUGUAUGGUUUCAGUAGCAUAAUAAAUUUGAUGCCCUGAUAGACUUUACUUUUGAAGACAAAUCCAGUAAUUUGAUUACCUUGUGCUUACUGACCAAAGCUAUGCCUUAUUUUGUGUAUUAAAAUAUUUAAAAAUGACACAUUGAAUCAAUUGUGAUAUAUUAUUGGAGAUAUCCCCUUUCACUGUUCUAGGUCCCGGAGAAUGGAUGUGCACUGUUUUCUUGCAUUAAAUGCUGUUAUGCAA
This is a messenger RNA of Anguilla rostrata (American eel), 2464 nucleotides long. RefSeq names its product regulator of microtubule dynamics protein 3-like. The coding region runs from base 677 to 1396 and encodes 239 amino acids. Lineage: Eukaryota; Metazoa; Chordata; Actinopteri; Anguilliformes; Anguillidae. The transcript has 5 exons. The record is from RefSeq and is a predicted model, not a curated record.